This is a messenger RNA of Manis javanica (Malayan pangolin), 1420 nucleotides long. RefSeq names its product tetratricopeptide repeat domain 31 (gene TTC31). Lineage: Eukaryota; Metazoa; Chordata; Mammalia; Pholidota; Manidae. The record is from RefSeq and is a predicted model, not a curated record. Gene Ontology annotation, molecular function: protein binding.
AUGGCUGCCUACUCUGUCCGCCUCCGCUUUUCGGCGCCGAUUCCGAAGGCUGUGGGGCGGAUCAACCUAGACUGUUCCCUGCGGCCUGGCUGCCCGCUAAGGGUCGUCGCUGACCCCACCUGCAAGGAAUUCGGUCCUGAGGACAGAGGGCAAGAGGACAUAGUAGGUUUUCCUCCAUGGCUUGUGGAGAGUGAUCCACUGGGCCUGGGCUGGAUCCAUGCGGAUGGGAGUCGCAGACGGCUGCAGCUGUGGUGCUUGGUGGGGAGAUGGGCUGGGCCCAGGGAGGGCUGCCUCCGAGAUGCUCCGCUCUCAUGUGCCCCUUUCUUUCCGUUCUCCUUACCCCUCCUGACACACUACCUCCUGAACCAUUUUUGUGAUGAGAGGAAGACGACUGGACGGAGUGAUAGAGGCAAGGGGGCUGAUGGACUGGGCACCUUUGGUGGCCUCCAAAAGUCCCUCCUCUACCCUCCACAAGGGUCUAAGCCAUGCCCUCAAAGCCCCUUUGCUCCUGCAUCCUUCCCGGUGGUAGACAGCCUGCUUCUGGUGGCCAUGCCCAAGAAGCUCCUGCUGACUGAAGAGGAAGCCAGCCACCUGGCCGAGGAGUUAGUGGCCGAGGAAGAGCACAUGAAACAGAAAGCAGAGAAGAGAUGACUCAAGAAGGUAGCUGAAGGGCAGAAGAAUGAGGAUAACAACAAAAUCUACUUCUUAGAGUUGCAAGGCUUAAAUGAGGUAGUUUAUGCAAAACUCUUCACCCAAUAUGUGACAUCUGGCAUAUGUUGCCACCCAGAUGGGGAUGGAUGCCCCCCAUUGAGCCCUGGGGACCGAGCUCAGGGACAGUGUGGUGAGGAAGAGGUGAGAGCCCCUUCUUCCCCUUCUUGGACUCAACUGGAUCUAUCUAGCACCUUCAGGUCUCUAGCUUUGCAUAAGAUUGUAGGUUGGCCCCCCAGUGCCUGCAGAGAGAAGGGACUGAGCCAAGAACCCCAAGGCAAAAGCCUGGGUCCCCAGGAGAAGAUGGGCUGGGAAGAAAGGAGCUGUCCAGCUGAAGAGAACCCCCAGCAAGUCCUGACACAGGUAUCUCUAGGACUGCUGGCAGCCGCCUUACAGCAGAGCCAAGAGCUGGCAAAGUUGGGUACCACCUUUGCAAAUGGUUUCCACCACACGGCCAUGGUCCUCUUUACCCAGGCCUUGAAGCUCAACCCCUGGGACAACUGGUUAUUUAGAAAUCACUCUUUCUGCUAUGAGCGCCUGGGUCAGCUAGUGCGGGCCCUGGCUGAUUCUCAGAUGGCCCUUACCCUGCAGCUCAGGUAUAGGAGCUGGGGCCAGUUUGAGAAAGGGGGCAGUUUUAAGUUCCUGAUCCCCCUGAUAGCUAAACUUUCCUCCUAAUCCCUUUGAGACCAAAGUGUUGAGGAGGCAGCUGCUG